This is a messenger RNA of Ornithorhynchus anatinus (platypus), 3300 nucleotides long. It is a transcript of the gene TRAIP, whose product is annotated as TRAF interacting protein. The coding region runs from base 175 to 1689 and encodes 504 amino acids. The record is from RefSeq and is a predicted model, not a curated record. Lineage: Eukaryota; Metazoa; Chordata; Mammalia; Monotremata; Ornithorhynchidae. The transcript has 18 exons.
CUCGCGCCCUCGCCUACGUCACAUCCGGCCCGUCCCCGGAAGGUGGGCGAAGGAGCCACAUUUGAAGUCAAGAGGGAGAAAGAUCCGUUGACGGGCGCGUCGCUUUCGCCGCCCUGCGUUGUUGCCGGUAACGUCGUCUCGCUUUCGGGUUUUUGGCCGCCGUAAAUCCACAAGAUGCCGAUCCGAGCAAUCUGCACUAUCUGCUCCGACUUCUUCGACCAUUUCAAAGAUGUGGCUGCCAUCCACUGUGGACACACUUUCCACUUAGAUUGCCUCACUCAGUGGUUUCAGACAGCCCCAAAUCGGACCUGUCCCCAGUGCCGAGUCCAGGUCAACAAAAAAACCAUCAUCCAUAAGCUGUUCUUCGAUCUCGUCCAGGAGGAUGAGAACUCCUUGGAUGCCGAAAGCUUAAAGAAUGAACUAGAGCAGAACAGAGCCAAGCUGCUGGAGAAAGAGAAAGAGAAGCGAGAUUGUCAGUCAAUCAUUGACUCCCUGCGGGAGACGCUGGACAUGCGCAAUAGUACCAUCGAGUCACUGCAUAGGACCCUGGGCGAGUCAGAGAUGCUGUGCUCGACCCUCAAGAAGCAAAUGAAAUAUUUGGAGCAGCAGCAGGAUGAGAACCAGAGAGCCAAGGAGGAGGCCUGCCGGCUGAGGAACAAGAUGAAGACCAUGGAGCGGAUUGAGAUGCUGCUCCAGAGCCAGCGCCCUGAGGUGGAGGAGAUGAUCCGAGACAUGGGCGUGGGGCAGUCUGCGGUGGAGCAACUCGCGGUCUACUGUGUGUCGUUGAAGAAAGAGUAUGAGAAUCUAAAAGUGGCCCGGAAGACUUCGGGUGACCUGGCAGACAAGCUAAGGAAGGAGUUGAUUUCUUCCAAGCACAAGUUGAGGGCCGCAGUUCAUGAGCUGGACAAGACCAGCGAAGAACUGAAGUCGACCCAGAAGGAUCUACAGACCGCCGACAAGGAGAUCCUGAGCCUGAAGAAGAAACUCUCAGUUCUGCAAGAGAGCCUAAACCUGCCAUCCCGCACCAGUGAGACCCUCAGCCGGCUCGUCUUGGAGAGCCCCGCGCCCGUGGGAAUGCCGAGCCUGAAGCUGCGCCGUCCCUCCCUCGGUGAGGACAUUGACCUAAACACCACCUUCAACGUGGACACCCCUCCGCCUCGGCCGUCUGGAUCUCAAGUCAUCUCUGCCAAGAAGAUACGGCUGGAGAAAGCCCACACUCUGGCUUCUGAGCUCACCACAGGAGUCUCCGGAGACCCCAUGGAGGUCAGCACUGAACCAUCCAAGAUGCAGGACUUCAAGGUGAGCAGGCCAUCCCUUGGGGGACAGCACUGGGCCAGAGAACCGGAUGAUGAGCUGGUGGGGAGGUUUCCCUCGUUCAUCAAGAAUGCGGUAAUGUCCAAGAGGUUUGGGAGCAGCAGCCUCCUGGAACCCUCCAAGGACAGAGGAGCUGUGAGGAUGGGCUAUGAUGGACUUGGAGGCCGGACCAAGUACAUACAACCUACCGAUCCAAGCACAAUCCGUCCACUUCUCUGCAAAUCAAAGGUCAAGCGCAAAGUUGUCUCCAGGCCAGUAGCCUCUUGUCAGGGGAAGCUGGAUACCUUCCUGAGGCUCUCUCCUCAUUCAAGCCUCUCCAGGUUCCAGCCCUCUUGGAUUUCCUCCAGACUGGACUGCUCCCAGGGCAAGCAGUGAGGUUCUUCUGCUGGGCCUGCAGCAACAUCAGGAGCUGACAUGAGUAACACGGACACUGAGACUGAAGGGCACUAAUUCUAGCCCCUCACCCCCACCCCCCUAGAGGCUGGUUGGCUUCCAGGGGUGGUUUAAGGCAUCAGAUACUUGCAAUGUGUGCUGCUCCAGUCUCCCACAGCAUGGAUAGGUGCUCUGAGUGAACUCUUACAUGCAGAGAUCAAUAUGUAUUAGCUAUUCUCUCCCUCCUCCCUCCCUUCUUUCUUCUCCCCCCUCCCCCCCCCCCCAAACACUUGAGCAACACUAGGUGUGGACACCAGAUCACGUAUACGCCACCUGACUCUCUUUACCGCUGGCCCCUUCACUGAACUGGGUGCGGGCCCUCAGCCAGUGAAGCCGCUAACUGGAGAGGAAAGGGAGUCAGGAGGAGAACUGCUGCCCCCUUGUGUGCCAGGAUCAUUCUCUCAGUUCCCCGGCCAGUCCGGCAACAACCUGCUCAGGUGCAGUGGAGUGCAGCCAGGGAGAGGUUGUGGGCUGCUUCUCCCUUUUUAAGUCUCCUAGAGAUUGUCUGCCCUUGGCCCGGAACUUGAAGCCCAGCUGUCCCCAGUUUGGGUCCCACCUUACAGCGUGGCCAGGCUCUCGUUAAGCACGUCCCAAAAGUCCAGCUGUCUGAUUUAUUGUGGGACUAAGCCUGCCCUGUUUGUUAGUCUUAGCUCAGAGAAGCUCCUUUGAACAAAUAAUCAAAAUGGAGCCCAUUGACUUCAGGUUGACUCUGCAGCUGUGUUUUUGUGGCUGCCCUGAGUCGUGCACCCUGUUUUUAGAAGACUUGGUUUUGCUGCUGCUGUUGUGAUGGAUUUUUUUUUUUUUUAAUACUCAGGACUGCCUUUUAGAACCAUUCCAGGCUGCUAUUCCUACUCUCAUUUCACACACACGUACCCUUUCCAUUCCUUCCCAUGGACAGAGAGGCUGCCUUUUGCUAGGACUCUGGCAUUAGGUUAAGUCCUCAAAGGCCAGGCCUGGGAAAGAGGCUCUUUGGGGGCAAGGGAGGGGAUGGGCUAUGGUACUGCCCUCUUAUGGCUUGCCCCAAAGCAAGCUGAUUUGGUGCUCCCCCGACUCUCUAGCUCAAAGAUGGGGGUUGCCUUAAUAGCCAUUAAUACCCUCAGGUUGGAGUGAGGGAAAAAUCAUAAGACCAAAUAACGACCCUUGAGAGGAGAAUCACCGGAGGUAGUGCAAGGGCCGGAGGAAAAUCAAAUGGGGUAUUUGAGGAAAAUUGUGACAAGUUAGACUGCCAUCAAAUGGGGAAGCUAGACCUCACAAUUCAAAGGGAUAUACCCCCUCUGUGAAACAUAUCUGUAUCAAGAGAGAAAUCUUCCCAUUGACUUCUGUGCCAUUAAGAUCUGUGCCAGAACCAGCCCCACCGUGGCGAAAAACACCUCACUAAUCUAUUAGAAUUCUUUGAAGAUGUCAGUAAGCACAUGGAGAGUGACCAGAGGACAUAUGGUCUAUUGGUCCCAUGAAAACUAGCAUUAGUACUAUAGCUUGCUGUAAGAAAUGAAGUAAAGUUCAUUAAUGUGUUCCUCAAACAGUAUGAACUAAUAAAAGACAGUGGUUACAUGA